Schizosaccharomyces cryophilus OY26 is the source of this 700-nucleotide messenger RNA. RefSeq lists its product as uncharacterized. Gene Ontology annotation, cellular component: mitochondrial membrane. Lineage: Eukaryota; Fungi; Ascomycota; Schizosaccharomycetes; Schizosaccharomycetales; Schizosaccharomycetaceae. The transcript has 2 exons. The record is from RefSeq and is a predicted model, not a curated record. The coding region runs from base 115 to 627 and encodes 170 amino acids. Gene Ontology annotation, biological process: mitochondrial proton-transporting ATP synthase complex assembly.
CCGGUCCACUUCCUGCUUGUUUUAAAGUCAGCCUCAAAUAUUGAUACCUACUCAGUCUUUUUCUUUCAAUUUACUGUUUUUUUUUUACGAAGAAAGUACAUAUAUCUUUAAUAAAUGAUAUUCAAUCCCGGGCUCGUGAAGGGUUUUGUGCGACAAUUGAGUACUUCUCCUGCAAAAGCAGUUUUCCAUUAUGAAGCACCACUAAAAACGGCAGUAGCUAAUAUCAAAAGGUUUUCCGUUGGCUCCUUAGGAUUAACGUACAUGAUGACCCCGUUAAUGCUGCUUUUGGAUGCAAAUGGCAUCGGAUUUGGCACACGGCUUAUUAUGAUAUCUACAGCUUGCGCAGCCUCAACAAUAUCAACGGGAUUAAUCCACUGGGCAGGAAAAUCAUAUGUAACGGAAGGGACACUAAAGGAAAAUUUAGUUACUUUCACUACUCUGAAUUUACUAGGAAGAAGAAAGGAAUGGAAGUACAAUGUUGAAGAACUACAGACUCCUGACGCUGCUACCAGUCGCCCAUUCACAAAUAUUGAAACCAAAAAACAUCCGAAAAAGUAUUUUUAUGUUCAUCAAGAGAUAGCUAAAAACAUUUUUGAAGCCAUUGAAAAGAAAGAACAUGAUAAUUAGUACCACAAUCAUAUUGUUUAAGGCACGACCAAAGUCUAUUAAUUGAAUAAAUUAAACGAAGGAUAAACCAAGG